Molecule: messenger RNA, 3323 nt
Organism: Dicentrarchus labrax (European seabass)
Lineage: Eukaryota; Metazoa; Chordata; Actinopteri; Moronidae
Product: CYFIP-related Rac1 interactor B
Exons: 11
Coding region: 169-1149 (326 amino acids)
Biological process (GO): regulation of actin filament polymerization; positive regulation of T cell activation
Molecular function (GO): small GTPase binding
Source: RefSeq, a predicted model, not a curated record
UGUUUUUUUUUUUAACGAGAAGACGCUGCUUCCAGUUCAGUUUGCAGCUCGACAAACUCAACAAAGCUGCGUCAGUCUGAAGAGCAGCAAACUUUAAUUUCAUUUUCGUUUAUUUGCCGAAAGUUAAAGCUUUAAUUGACAGUUUUCCCUCCACGCUCACAGUCACACAUGGGGAACCUGAUCAAGGUGUUAACGAGAGACAUCGACAACAAUGGUGGAAACUUCUUCUUGGACUUUGAGAAUGCUCAGCCCUCACAGUCGGAGACGGCGGUCUGGGAGAAGGUGAACCAGGUGCUGACGGAGGCUCGGGUCAUCCUGGACGACCUGCAGGCGUACAGAGGAGCAGGAGAGGAAAUACGACAGGCCAUCCAGAGUCCUGGUGUGGAGGGUGUGCAGGAGAAAGCCUGGUCAGCUGUGGUUCCUUUGGUCGCUAAACUCAAAACCUUCUACGAGUUCUCCCAGAAGCUUGAGUCCAGUCUGCGGUGUCUCCUGGACGUCCUCACCACCUCCGCUUCGACUCCCACUCAGCAUCUGGAGCAGAAACAGGCUCUGGCUCGUCAGUUCGCCCACAUCAUGCACUUCACGCUGCGCUUCGACGAGCUCAAGAUGACCAACCCGGCCAUCCAGAACGACUUCAGCUACUAUCGCCGAACCAUCAGCCGCAUGCGAAUCAACAACCUGUCGGCCGACGCUGGAAAUGAGGUCAACAACGAGCUGGCCAAUCGGAUGUCUCUGUUUUACGCCAGCGCCACGCCGAUGCUGAAGACUCUAAGUGACGCCACGUCAAAGUUCGUCUCAGAUAACCCAGACGUCCCGAUUGAAAACACAACAGACUGUCUGAGUACGAUGGCCAGUGUGUGUAAAGUGAUGCUGGAAACGCCGGAGUAUCGCAGUCGUUUUGCCAGUGAGGAGACGGUGUUGUUCUGCCUCCGUGUGAUGGUCGGUGUCAUCAUCCUGUACGACCACGUUCACCCUGCCGGAGCCUUCGUUAAGACCUCCAAUAUAGACAUGAAAGGCUGCAUCAGAGUGCUGAAGGAGCAGCCGCCCAGCAGUGUGGAGGGAUUACUCAACGCUCUCAGGUAUACGACCAAACAUCUGAACGAUGAGGCUACCUCCAAGCAGAUCAAAAACAUGUUGCAGCCAAAUUAACUCAAUGCUUCGUCAGCAGAACUGGAACGAUACAGGGAGACAAAAGUGUUUUGGUCCAUAUUUCAAAAGAACUACUGAACAAACCUGUAGCGAAUAUUUCUUUGUUUAACCUCAGUUAUUGGGUUUUUUUUUUUUUUUUUUUUUUUACUCUCGUUUGAAAAAAAGCUGGUUUUUUUGUGUUGUUGUAAAAAUAAUAAAAAACCUUUUAGUUGGUUGAUCCAAGAAAAGAUGGUGUAAAAAUCGUCUGCUCGAGCUGCAUUCACGUCAUGUCAGAUCUACAACAAGCGGACAUUGAGAUUAGUGCAGUUGACUUUCUCUUUGUCGUCUCCAAAUUCUUUGGUUUGCCGUCAUAAAUGUGCAGAAUUUAUCACAUAUAAUAUAUAUAAUAUAUAUAUAAUAUAAUAUCACUGCUGUGAAUAUUGGAGGUUAGAGAUGUUCCAAUGCCGGGAGGCUUCUGACGUUGUAAUUAUAUGACAACAUGUGAACUUUUAAACAUAGCCCGGCCUUAAUGCUUUCCAGUUAGUCAAGCCAAAAAUGUAAAGUUUGUCCUGACUUCGGGGGAUAGCACAUCAGACUUUGAAUACACCAGCGAUUAUCUCAAUCGGGCCGGUAGUUGAGGAGAUUCGUCUGGAUAAACGUGGGACUAAGAGAUCAAAUAAUAAACAUUGCCUUUCACUCAUUACAUUGUCCUUCCACUAGUGAUUAACUGCAGCUGGGUCUGCUUGAUUUGAAAGGACGGAGCAUCUUAACCGGAAUCUGUAGACUUUCCAAAGACGUGUUCACCAUUCAUUCGAAUUUGUACUUGAUGUGACGUGAAUGCAGAUUUGCCAGUUUUCAAACAUCACAUCUGUUAGCCUCCAAAGUGUGUUGGUGGCUUGGCAGUCUGAUAAUAGAUCAUCACUUCAGACCCUUUUCCACCAUAAGAACCUUUUCCAGAACUAUUUCCAAGAACCCAGGAACUUUUACACAGCAGGAACCUUGUUCUGGUUGAAUUCCUCGGCUACAGUUCCUACCUCAGAAAAAAGUCUCUGUGGCCAAGGUCUAAUUUUUAAGUUGAUGAUGUUCACAGUUUUACAGUGAGGGUUAACGAGAAUCUCAAAGGAAAACUAUGGUUUAUUACAAUUUGCCUUUUAUUUUUUUAACUCCAGUCAUCAGUUCGAUAGAUAAUGAUAUAACGCACUGAUUGGGUAGUCCUUUUUUCUUCCAAAAAAGUAUGACUAACCAUUUUGAAAGCCCAAUUACAGCCUUUUUCAACCAGCCUCCCGCUUCUGUACGAGCAAUGGGAUCCUUCACUAACACGCUUUUUGUAUUUUUGUAUUCUGAAUUUAUGUUUUUGUCCUUCCUUUCCUAAUUGGCUUAAAGUAGGUGGGUUCAUAUGUAAAAGUAAUCCCUGUGAGCAUAAAGCCUUCAAACUAUAGAUGAUUGACAUUUUUUACAUGUUCAUUUUGAAACAAUUUCUUUAGUCUUUAGUCUCUCUAAAACAGGGACCUCAAACUUCCGGCCCCGGGGCCAUUUCCAGGCACUUCAUCCCCUCUAAAAUCACUGUCAGUUAAAAAAAAGUUCCUGGUUGCUUGAAUGUACAUUUCCUGUGGUUUCUGGAUUCUUUAGUGGGAAAGGGUCAGUCAGUGGGGAAACGGAAGCAGCUCAUUCCUCCUCAGAAGAUGAGCUGUUGGUGUCACUAACAUCUGGUUAUAUCUGUGUUUUGGGACCAGCUCCUGUUUGGGCUCAUUCUCCGAUGGUUCUCAUAGAAAAGCUGUAGAAAUAGAAACAAUGGAUAAGACAAUCCGAAACAUUUCUGCACCUUGAUAGAAUUAUUUUAAUCCACAAACUCAUGAUUUGAUAUGUAUGAUUUGUAAAACAGUAGGAAUGAUUUUAUUUGCUGUGACGUGGACGGCGAACAGGAGUAGCACUGUAGUAAACUGGCUACUGAGAGCAGUUUGGGAUUAGCUAAGAGAAGGAGAACCACUGUGACGAAGACGAUGCGGUACUGAUAUGAGGGGAACCUCAGACUUUUCUCGAUGUACGAACUGAUCUGAUCAGUGGGACUGCUGACUGGAAAUCUUUACGAGCUUUUAUUUUUGCCUUGUAUGUUAACGCUGCAGUGUCAGGGAUUUUGUGGCAUUAAGUGUUUUUAAUGAUGUUUGCCAAAUAAACUUUUUACAUUUUUAAGAAAA